CAACAUGAGUUCCGUGUUUGUUAACGGAAUUCCUUUGGUUUCUGAGUUUGCCGUGGACAAUGACACGGAAUGUAAGUUUAACACCAUCGCGGCGACCCGACAUCAAAUGAACCCCUGGAUUCAGAUAGACCUGGGUCUAUCAGCCUACGUUCUCCAGGUUUUGAUUCAUGCUAGACAGGAUUGCUGUGAACCUGGAAGGCUCCACAAUGUGUCCAUCACAGUUGCAGAUGUUGGACAUCAGCAGGAAUGUGGUUUUUAUCCGGGACCAACCAAUGCACAUGACCGUAUUCUCGUGUUUUGUAAGCAGUCCACGAGGGGGCGUUACGUUACCUUGAUGAUCCACUCCAGACCCGGUGCGUGCGACUUGUUACAGGUCUGUGAGAUUCAAAUCUACGGACAUCGGUGAGAAAGCAUAGCCGGUCUAAACGAAUACACAUAUUAGAAGUGAAUAAAUGACGAGUCAAUGACACAGCUUUAACGUAACGUGAAAACGAAGCUGUAAUUUUAUCUAGCGUAAUAAUGCCUUGAUUUAGAUGUUCAUAUUAUGCUUGUAAUUUUUUUUUAAAUUUCCAAAACACUUUCAAGAGUGUUAUUUAUUUUCUAAAAAAAAUAAAAUAGCAGUGAAUAUA
Molecule: messenger RNA, 629 nt
Organism: Ostrea edulis (European flat oyster)
Lineage: Eukaryota; Metazoa; Mollusca; Bivalvia; Ostreida; Ostreidae
Product: pentraxin fusion protein-like
Exons: 2
Coding region: 5-406 (133 amino acids)
Source: RefSeq, a predicted model, not a curated record